Amphibalanus amphitrite is the source of this 996-nucleotide messenger RNA. Its product is annotated as cysteine-rich PDZ-binding protein-like. The coding region runs from base 75 to 380 and encodes 101 amino acids. Gene Ontology annotation, molecular function: microtubule binding; PDZ domain binding. Lineage: Eukaryota; Metazoa; Arthropoda; Thecostraca; Balanomorpha; Balanidae. The record is from RefSeq and is a predicted model, not a curated record. The transcript is spliced from 2 exons. Gene Ontology annotation, cellular component: dendrite. Gene Ontology annotation, biological process: cytoplasmic microtubule organization.
UGAAGGUGGGAGGGUCCCUUUAAGCAAUAUUGUGCAGAAACCCAGAAACGGCGCGGGACAUCAGACUAACCAACAUGGUGUGCGACAAGUGUCAGAAGAAGCUCGGCAAGGUGAUCACGCCAGACGUGUGGAAGUCGGGCGCACGGAACACCACAGAGGGGGGCGGCCGAAAGGUGGGCGAAAACAAGGCGCUCACCUCCAACAAGAACCGCUUCAGCCCGUACUCGAGCGGCUCGUUCACCGCGUGUCGCAUCUGCCGCACAAAGGUGCACCAGGUGGGCUCACACUACUGUCAGGCGUGCGCCUACAAGAAAGGCAUCUGCGCCAUGUGCGGUAAGAAGCUGCUCGACACGAAAAACUACAAACAGAGUUCAGUGUGAGCGGUGAUGUGAACUGGUGAUUGCAGGGUGGUGUGGUGGACAGAUGACGUGUCUUCAAUAUGUGGUGUGCGUCGUGCUUGUUCUGUGGGAAUAUAAUGUAAGAGAUCAAGUAAUCUCGGAUGACAGAAUAACAGAAGAUAAUGCGGUGUGACUGACAGACGUGUGAAGCCGUGACUUUUAUUGGACAACUGAUGAAGUGGGUUUGUGUCAGAUUCAGUUGUUGUGUUUACAUACGGUGUGAAUUGUCGCUGAGUGACCCAGCAGUUGUCCCGUGUACCUGUCUAGUUUCUGUCUCAUCGUACAGACUUCAACAAAGGAUGAAGCCGGUGAAGCGUGCGGUGCUCACCAGUUAUUAAGUAAUGUGGACAUUGUACUGUGACGUGGUCAUUUUUGCUCGUCACCACAAGAUCGUGUUUUCUAUGCCUCUGAGAAGCAAAGGUAGACGCUGCUUCCAGCUCGACGCUUACUAUCAUUCGUUACUUCUGCAAUUCAUUGGUAUUUCUCUCGAGUACUCGAAGGUGCACUUUACUUUCCAUCUGAAGUAGCUUUAAGUCCUUAUCUGGUUUAACAAUGCAGAUAGAAAGAAUUGUGUCAAUAAAGAUCUCUGUGAACUAGG